Molecule: messenger RNA, 411 nt
Organism: Paramecium tetraurelia
Lineage: Eukaryota; Ciliophora; Oligohymenophorea; Peniculida; Parameciidae
Exons: 2
Biological process (GO): protein autoubiquitination
Molecular function (GO): ubiquitin-protein transferase activity
Source: RefSeq, a predicted model, not a curated record
AUGUAUCAAUUUGUAUCCUACUUAGUUUUGAAAUCGUUCUCUUUUUAUCUACACCUUAUGAAGUAUAUAGAUACAUAUAAGCAUCUAUUAAUUCUUAUUCAUAUAUCAUCCUUUUAGAAAUCACCUUAUAUUUUGCUAGAAGAUUUUAAUUACUAUUACUUCCCUUUCUAGGUGUAAUUAAAUGUUGCUUUUUAUUUUUAUUUUCCAAUUUCAAUUUCAGAAGAAAUAAUCAAAUAACACUACAGAAUUACCCAAUAGAAAAUGUAAAUAUCUAAUUGUAUAAUUUGUUUAGAGAAAAUAACAGAUAAAUAUAUAGUUCUUCAAUGUGAUCACUCUUAUCAUAAGGAAUGUAUAGACAACUGGGUCAAACAAAAACCAAUAUGCCCUAUGUGUAGAUCCUCUAUUAAAUGA